GCUGUUGGUGUUGCCAGCCUCGAGCAGAAGUGGCCCUAUACAACACUGUGGCCAGCUGCUGGCUGCAAAGAAUUAUUAUUUUUUUGUUUUUACCAUUUAAAGUGCAAUAUUUAACAGGGAAAUCAAAAGGAUUCCGGUCUGGGAGUGUUCCAACCGAGAGCUGUGAGCCAGGAGCAAGAGGGGGCUCGCGAGGAGUGAGCAUCGGUAAAGGCAGUCCCUAUUUUUUGGGGCCGGAAAAUGUCAGCGAACCGAUUGGUUGCCAGGCAACGAAAAAAAGCCCAAACACAACAAGUUACGUUACGUUUCCUUACACUUCCUUCCGGUCCCGUUACUGCGCCGUAAUCUCCAGUUGGAAAACCCCACCAUUGUCAUCAGGAAAAUAGGAAUACCUCUCCCAUCGCAAGGACCCCAACAGCGAAAACAAACCAAAGAAGAGGCUCUGCUUUCGACUCCGGAAAAUGCGCCGCUAACCGGGGGAUUUCCAGGAGCCGAGCUCCUCCACUCUAAUGCUACCGGAAGUAGAGUCCUUGAACCAGAAGGAAACCUAAACACCGCCAUUGCCUUAUCUCUUGGAAGAGAGACAGAAACUUAGUAGUAGGGGAUAGGAGUAGGGACAGCGAGCUUACUAGUCAUCGAAUUUAGAGCACCGAAGGUGCAGAACGACCUGAAAAGGAUUUCCUCCUCCACGCACCCGACCACACCACAAACCAAUGACCACACGCCUGGCCCCGCAGCGCCAAUUCAUCAUCUCGACGCGCUCCGCCAUCGUGGAUGCCACCUCUCCGCCCGAGGACCUUGCGGAGGAGCAGCUGACUGUCGAGGUGGAGAGCGCCUCCGCCGCGAACACCUCCGACUCGCCGGCGCCCACCGAGGAGUUUGAGUUUUGCACGGAGGAUGGAGUCGUCGUCGCGGCCACCCUGGAGGAUGUUAUGACGCAGAACUGCCAGCUCCUGCAGAAGAAACUAGGGGACGACGACGACCCGGGAGCGGGAACGGUCAACGGCAGCGAGCAGCUGGAGGUGAUCAGCGUGGUCCUGCCCAUGGACGCCGGGGAUUCCAGCAGCGAGGGCCACCUCCACGGACAUGUGGUGAACAGCACCAGCGACGCCAUCGGAACGAUAACCACCACGGAGCCCAACGGCACCACAGUGACCCAUUCGAUCCCCAUCCACAGCAUGGACGACCUGAGUGCCUUAAAGGACGGGGUGGACCUGGCCCAGCAGGUGGCCAGCGGCCAGGUGACCGUGGUGCAGGCCACCGAGGACGACGAUGGAACGCCCUUCAUCACAGUAACUGUUUCCGGCCAGGAACAGAACUACCAAGUGCAAUAUGUGGACUCUGAGCUGUAUCACAGCAACUCCAGUCAGACGCAAAUGACCUAUCCGUUCUGCCCGGUGGGCGAUUACCAGGGCACCGGCCAGACGGCCUACUACUCGACCACGGGGCAGUAUGGGACUGGCUCCUCCGCCGGGGGCGGAGGCGGCUCCUCGAACGGGGCCCACUCCACCACGACGCUGCCGUACCUAGUUCCCGUGGAGGAGAGCCUGCUGCUGAACAGCACCGCCCAUUCGCUGACCCAGGCACAGUCGCAGCAGGCGCAGUCGCAGGGGCAGGUCACAGGACGCGGCGACUCGCCGCACAGCCUGACGGUGAGUAGGAGUCGGGAGUGGGAGGAUGCGGUAAUCACUAAUCGGAGCCACUGGGUGCAGGAGGUCGCGUACAUCCAGGAGGCGCAGAGCACGCCCCAGACGCCCACCUCUACCACGACCACACACUCGGCCAGCGGCGGCAGCCUGGGCACCGGAGGUGGGGGCAACUCCCCGGCAGACUCGGAGCAGAGUGCGCUCGGCAGCAGCAACAAGAUUGCCUCAGCAACGAUCAAGUGGCUGUCACGCAACUACGAGACGGCCGACGGGGUGAGCCUGCCCAGGAGCACGCUGUACAACCACUACAUGCAGCACUGCAGCGAACAGAAGUUGGAGCCGGUGAAUGCGGCCAGCUUCGGGAAGCUAAUACGCUCCGUGUUCUCCGGCCUGCGCACACGUCGCCUGGGCACGCGCGGCAACUCCAAGUACCACUACUAUGGCAUCCGCAUCAAGCCUGGCUCCCUGCUGAAUCAUCAUUCGAUGGACGACAAGAGUAUGCUCGGCUCUGGCUACGGGCCGUCCUCCGGCGGAUCUGGCUCCAGUUCCGCCGGCGGCACAUUGGCUAGCGUGAGUAGCAGCACCGCCGGACAAAUGGGCCCCAAUGGCCUAGGCGGUCCAGGACACCGACACAGUGGCGUCAAAAAGCACACCAUCAAGCCGGAGGCCUACGAGGCCUGCAUUCAGUAUAUCGGCGAUGGGAGCAGUGCCCUGCCCUCGUUUCCAGCCAUUGAACUCAACCACAGCUUCAACAGUGAACUGACGCUGGAGGACGUGGACACAUUCCGAGCGCUGUACCGGGAGCACUGCGAAUCCUUCCUGGACGCCGUUCUCAAUCUGGAAUUCAACACCGUGGAGUUCCUGCUGCGCGACUUCUGGCGGGCCAGCGACAACAACAACCUGGACGAGUGCGAGGAGGAGAAGUACUUGAGCAAGUCGAAGCUCUACCUGCUCUGCCACUGCGCAGAAGUGCAGAAGUUUGUGCGCGAGGUGGACUAUCAGUUCUAUCAGAAUACGGUCGACGUCAUCAUUCCGGACGUGCUGCGCUCCAUUCCCAAUGCCCUGACCCAGGCCAUCCGGAACUUCGCAAAGAACUUGGAGAUCUGGCUGUGCGAGAGCUUGAUGGGUGUGCCGGAGCAACUGGUCCAGAUCAAGACCAGUGCCGUCUCGGCCUUCUGCCAAACCCUGAGGCGCUACACUUCGCUGAAUCACCUGGCGCAGGCCGCCCGAGCCGUCCUCCAGAACGGAGCUCAAAUCUCUCAAAUGCUCAACGAUCUGAAUCGCGUGGAUUUCCAUAAUGUCCAGGAGCAAGCCGCUUGGGUGAGCCAGUGUGCUCCUGAUGUGGUCCAGCGGCUGGAGAAUGAUUUUAAAGCCGCCCUGCAACAGCAGAGCUCUCUAGAGCAAUGGGCCAGCUGGCUGCAGUGUGUGGUGGAGUCAGCCAUGGAGGAGUAUACUGGGAAGCCGAGCUAUGCCCGAGCUGCCCGCCAGUUUCUACUCAAGUGGAGCUUCUAUAGCUCCAUGAUCAUCCGGGACCUGACGCUGCGCUCCGCCUCCAGCUUCGGCAGCUUUCACCUGAUCCGCCUGCUCUUCGACGAGUACAUGUUCUACCUGGUGGAGCACAAAAUAGCCGAGGCCCAGCACAAGACGGCAAUCGCUGUUAUAUGUGAAAGAAUGAAAAAAGACAUGGACUUUGAGUUCGAGUGCCAGUUCGCCUACAUCACCAGCGAUACGGAGCAGCAGACAACGCCGAGUUCGGCAAGCAGUGGUGGCAACGAGGCGAAGCGGCUGAAGCAGGAAUGAGGCGUCGUGAGGCCUUGAAACGGAGUGCUCUUACCAGUAAUCAGUAACCAAUCACCAGUCAGUCAGUCUCAGACCUUCAGAUCUGCAUUUAGUAGUCGAACCGUGUUGUAUAAUCGUAACCGUAUUCGUACCCUAUCCAUGUGUGUUAGUUUGUAGCCCUAAGUUUCCAACACUCACAUCGUAGUCAGUCGAAAUUUUAGUGGUUAGUUUUAGGCAAGAUCCGGAGCUCGUAGGUGGUAGAAACACUCUUGGUGGAACUAUGUUGAAGAAAGGAGGCUUUUUUAACGCAGCUACGAGACUGUAAUCCAAGUUAGGGGUCUUUUUUAAAUAUCUUAGUGGGUAAUAAGUUGAUCAAGAGUGUUCUUCGGCAACCCACGAGCCUGGACUGCCCCCGUAUCGAAGUGAAGAGCCGUCCAGCAAGCAGCAAGCAGGGAGCCAGCAGCUGUCCAAAACGGCUCUUGGCCCACCUUGCCUGCCCUGAUCUGUAUUCGUAGGAUACGUUUUAGUUUAAGUACAUGUGCAUUAGUAAUUGUAAUUUACGAUUACACGCCUACUCAGCUGUCUACUGUCUAUUGUCCACUACGGUGACGAAAAUUUAACAAUAGGUUCGGGGAUGGCAUCAGUUUUGUCUGGUUUCAACAAAAACGACAUGGUACAUCAUGAAGCGCACCGCGCACGGCGCACCUAGACGCAUGGGAAGCACACGGAAAACACUCGCGCACUCGGAGGACCUUAGUCAGGUGUGGGGAGUAUAGCAUAUAGGAUAUAGCGAGAGGAACACACAAAACACAGCUCACGCCGAAACAGCUUGCUCAACUAACGAUAAGAUGGAACACGCUGCUCAAACUCAAACUAAGCUAAGUGAACAACAGGCCUUAAAUGUGCAAAGAUCAACACUCAAUUUUGAAACAAUACAAUUUACCAAUACCUAUAUAGAUUAAAUAUAUAUGUGGAGCAUGAAUGUAUAUGUAUAUUUUAACUGUAAGUGAGGAAUCAUUUUAUUACCAGGAGCAACUAUUUUAACAGAGGCGCGUAUCAGAGUAUUUUACACCAUUUUGGGUGGGAGUACACAACAGCCAGGGAGCUGUUUUUAAGUCGACUAUAUAGAAUUAGCCAACUGUCUAGUCCCUCAACAAACACAUCUGACCUAAAUAUACAUCCAUAUAUGCUCUGUCCGGCACAACAAUUCGUCGAUGAGGGCCCCUAUUCCCCAUUAUAGGAUGCUAGUCCUGCAAAAAUCGCAAAUCGCUUAAGUAUCAUCUAAGUUCCAUUGGUUGUUAAAAAUAAAAAUUUUAAAACGUCGAAACUAUUUAUGUAUGUGAAAUAAAGAUUUGUCUACGAAAAA
This is a messenger RNA of Drosophila ananassae, 4788 nucleotides long. RefSeq names its product DNA-binding protein RFX2 (gene Rfx). Gene Ontology annotation, biological process: regulation of transcription by RNA polymerase II. Bases 711 to 3443 code for a protein of 910 amino acids. The transcript is spliced from 10 exons. The record is from RefSeq and is a predicted model, not a curated record. Gene Ontology annotation, molecular function: RNA polymerase II cis-regulatory region sequence-specific DNA binding; DNA-binding transcription factor activity, RNA polymerase II-specific. NCBI's taxonomy places the organism in Eukaryota, Metazoa, Arthropoda, Insecta, Diptera, Drosophilidae.